CUUGAAUCGGGUCACAAGUCUGAGGCAACUUUUUGAAAUCACACAUGGUUGUCACAAUGGCAUCACCUGGCGACUUCUCGAAUUUUAACAUUUCUGAAAUAAUUAUUAAAAAGCUCCACGCCCGAAGUAUUUCUGAACUAUUUCCUGUACAGUUUAAAACAUACGACGCCAUAUCGUCGGGUAAAGAUGCGGUUGUGUUGGCAAGAACCGGCACGGGGAAAACUUUGGCAUUCUCUUUACCAUUAGUUAAUUUGCUCAUAGAAAAACAAGGGUCUCUUCCGCGCAGCCCUGUGGUUCUUGUACUAGCUCCAACUAGAGAACUAGUGGCUCAAAUAGCCACUGAUUUCGAGUCGAUCUGUACAGAACGCAUUAAAGUAACUUCAGUAUACGGAGGGGUCCCUUAUAAACAACAGCGUGACGCUUUUCGUUUUGGUACUCAAAUUGUAAUUGGUACUCCUGGCCGAAUGAUUGACCUUUUGGAUAAAAACAUUUUGAAUUUAUCUAGCAUUCAGCACGUAGUCCUCGAUGAAGUGGAUCGUAUGUUAGACAUGGGGUUCUCCAAAGACGUUGAAAGAAUCUUGUCAGAGAUUUAUAACAACGAAGCCUCUGAAAAACCUCAGACUCUUCUCUUUUCAGCUACAAUGCCUUCAUGGGUUUCGGACAUAUCAAAAAAUUAUCUUUCAGAUGAUGCCUUACACUUAUCCUUAAUAGAUGAACAAGAAACAAAGACUUCCACUAAUGUCACGCAUCUAGCCCUUCUCUGUCCUCAUGAAUCACGUGCAUCUACAUUAUCAGAUGUAAUAAAAGUUUAUUGCAAAAACCGAAAUUCAAGGUGCAUUGUGUUUUGUGAACGCAAGAAGGAUGCAGACGAAUUGGCAGCUAACGAUGCUAUGUCGACAGAUUGUCAUGUUCUUCAUGGAGAUGUUCCGCAAGACAAACGCGAGUUAGUUCUUCAAAAAUUUCGUGAUGGUAAAUACAGAACGCUCCUGACGACUAACGUCGCUGCUCGUGGCCUUGAUGUACCAAAUGUAGAUUUGGUUAUACAGUGCCAUCCUCCACGGGAUAUUGAAGAUUAUAUCCACCGUUCAGGUCGAACUGGUCGAGCUGAUCGGAGUGGUACUUCCAUCUGUUUUUAUUCUUACAGGGAACGUAGUAUGCUUUCCAGGAUUGAAAAUAUGGCGGGUAUAACUUUUCGCCGCAUAUCUGCACCUACCAUUAAUGACAUUACUACUUCUUGGGGUGAAGAAAUUUCGAAAACAUUCUCCAAUGUAUCUAAACCUACUUGGUCGACAUUUGUACCCUUGGCUUUAUCAAUCGCCGACCAGCUUGCACAAAAUUCGAAAACCAGGAAAAUGAAAAAUCAUUCUUGUGACGAUUUAGGGCUUAAUGAUGAUAAAACGCUUGCUCGUAAGCCUAAAUCUAAAGAUCUACUCCGUGCUCUUUGCUGUGCGCUAGCUUGUCUCAGUGGCAAAGAAGGUGCAGUUGAAAGUCGCUCAGCACUCACAGCUGAGGUAGGUAAGACGGCCUAUAAGCUUGAGUUGGGUUUUGUUGCACGAAGCAAGGGAUUGGCUUUCGCAACUUUGCGAAAGCACUUGCCAGAAAACAUUGUAAAUGGCAUUUGCAGUCUAAGUUUCAUUCGUGGUAAAAUGGGAUAUGUGUUCGAUCUACCUUCAGAGCAUGAUGAAUUGAUAAAGUCAACAUGGACAGAUGAUACACAAGCCAAACUUUCAAUACUUUCUGAAAUUCCGGAAUUAGAAGAGGAAGAGUCUUUCAAUCGUUUCGGUAAUUAUGGAUCCUGGCAAAAUAGAUCUAACGGCAUUUCAAGACAGCCAUUUAAACGUUCUUAUAAUAAUGGUACUUUCAAUAGUUCAUUUAGAAACUCAAAGUCCUUUAAAUUUGAUAACAGUUAAAUAAACUCUUGUUGUGAAUUUUGAUCUUUGUGAUAUCCUAUAUAUAUUUGUGUGGAUCAA
Schistosoma turkestanicum is the source of this 1970-nucleotide messenger RNA. The record is from the annotation of a GenBank genome assembly. NCBI's taxonomy places the organism in Eukaryota, Metazoa, Platyhelminthes, Trematoda, Strigeidida, Schistosomatidae.